Messenger RNA from Triticum dicoccoides, 1102 nucleotides. Its product is annotated as photosystem II 22 kDa protein 1, chloroplastic-like. The transcript has 4 exons. The record is from RefSeq and is a predicted model, not a curated record. Bases 104 to 922 code for a protein of 272 amino acids. Lineage: Eukaryota; Viridiplantae; Streptophyta; Magnoliopsida; Poales; Poaceae.
GAGCAAAGUCCCCCAAGAUAUAGCUCCCCACAGCCACAGACGCGCGAAGCCAUAUCCCGGGACUCACGAGUACGUGCGUGAGCGAGUGAGCGUCUAGGCGGCUAUGGCACAGUCGAUGCUCAUGUCCGGCGUCAACGGCGUGGCCUCCGGCAGGAGCCUGCUGCAGGCGGCCCGGCCGUCGACGGCGUCCACGCCCUUCUCGCGGCUCGCGCUCUCCUCCUCGUCGGCGGCGUACUACAAGCACAUGCCGUCCCUCUCCGUCCGGACCAUGGCUCUGUUCGGCAAGUCCAAGACCAAGGCCGCGCCGGCCAAGAAGGUCGCUGCGCCCAAGCCCAAGACGGAGGACGGCAUCUUCGGCACGUCCGGCGGGAUCGGUUUCACCAAGGAGAACGAGCUCUUCGUCGGCCGUGUUGCCAUGAUUGGCUUCGCCGCAUCGAUCUUGGGAGAGGCCAUCACCGGCAAGGGCAUCCUGUCCCAGCUGAACCUUGAGACCGGCAUCCCGAUCUACGAGGCGGAGCCCCUCCUCCUCUUCUUCAUCCUCUUCACCCUCCUCGGCGCCAUCGGCGCUCUCGGAGACCGUGGCAGGUUCGUCGACGAGCAGCCCACCACUGGCCUCGACAAGGCCGUCAUCGCCCCCGGCAAAGGCUUCCGCUCCGCCCUCGGCCUCAGCGAGGGAGGGCCGCUGUUCGGGUUCACCAAGUCGAACGAGCUGUUCGUGGGGCGGCUGGCGCAGCUGGGGAUCGCCUUCUCCAUCAUCGGGGAGAUCAUCACGGGCAAGGGCGCGCUCGCGCAGCUCAACAUCGAGACCGGGGUGCCCAUCAGCGAGAUCGAGCCGCUCGUGCUCUUCAACGUCGUCUUCUUCUUCAUCGCCGCCAUCAACCCCGGCACCGGCAAGUUCAUCAGCGGCGAGGAGGACGACUAGAUCGGCACCGGCACGAGCGAAUGCUUUUUGGCCACUAAUUGUACGUCCGUUCGUGCUUUGCUUGUUUGUUGUGUACGUGAGACCUUGGGGUGUACUUAGGUGUAAGAAGAAGUUGGUCGUUGCCUUAUGAAAAACAAGAGCUAGCAGCUAAUUUGCCAUGCAUGCCGACGGUUGCAGAUC